This is a messenger RNA of Verticillium nonalfalfae, 714 nucleotides long. RefSeq lists its product as uncharacterized. The transcript has a single exon. Lineage: Eukaryota; Fungi; Ascomycota; Sordariomycetes; Glomerellales; Plectosphaerellaceae. The record is from RefSeq and is a predicted model, not a curated record. Gene Ontology annotation, molecular function: methyltransferase activity. Bases 1 to 714 code for a protein of 237 amino acids.
AUGACCAUGGCCGAUCAGACGGCCCCGCCCGCCGACCUCAAGUCGCGCCUCAAGGCGUCCUACGACGCCAUUGCGCCGAAAUACAACGAGUGGACCGUCCCCCACUCGGCGACGCGCCUGCACUACCUCAACCAGCUCCUCGACCGCCUCCCCUCUCCGGAGAGCGACAACGACGGCGAUACCGCUGCUGCCGCCGUGUCGGUCCUCGAGAUUGGAUGCGGCCACGGCCUGCCCGUCACGCAGACGCUGCUGGCGCGGCCCAACACGACCGUCACAGCCAACGACCUGUCGAGCGCGCAGAUAGCCCUCGCGCGCCGCAACCUGGCGUCGGCGGACGUGGCGCGCCUGACGCUCGUCGAGGGCGACAUGCUGGCGCUCGACCUGGCGCCGGCGAGCCUCGAUGCCGUCGUCGGCAUGUACUCGGUCAUCCACCUGCCGCGAGCCGAGCAGGUGCAGAUGCUGGGCCAUAUAGCAGCGUGGCUCAAGCCCGGCGGCUGGCUGCUCGUCAACUUUGGCACGAUCGCGGCCGACGGCCUGCAGACGGACGACUGGCUCGGCGAGGGCGCCGGCUGGAUGUACUGGAGCGGCUGGGGCCGCGAGGGGUCGCUGGAGAAGGUGAGGGCGGCCGGGUUCGAGGUUGUCGUGGAGGAGACGACGGAGGACGCUGAGGAUGCUGAUUUCCUGUGGGUUCUGGCCCAGAAGCGCGAGUCCUGA